CGAAGGGAACUUCAAAAGAAAAUAGUUAAGAAAACAAUAAAAAAUAGAAAUAGUCCGAAAUUGAAAAAAUUAAGUGAUGAAUUAUUUGAAGUAAAUUUUGACAAAAUUAAACAUGAUUAUGAAAAUAGAAAUGAAGCAGAAAUUAUUAAUAAAAUGCGAACAAGUCGGGAAGAACGGAAAUUAAAAAAGAAUUUGAUGGAGGAGUAUGAGAAGGACGGUGUUUGGUGGAAGGGAGGGGAAGAAGAAAGGCAAAGGAAGGAAUUGGAAAAAGUGUGGAAGAGGGGGAAUGGAGUGGAAGAUGAAGAAAAGGAGAAUGAAUUUAUCCCUUCCCAGGAGUCCAAUAAAAGCUGUAUUUAUGAUAAUGAUGUUUUGAGGAAUAAUAAUGAGGAUAUGUUCAAUUGUGAUGAGAAUUGUGAUGAGUUUUUGUGUGAUGAAGAUAAUGUUGAUUGGGAUUAA
This is a messenger RNA of Meloidogyne enterolobii, 456 nucleotides long. The record is from the annotation of a GenBank genome assembly. NCBI's taxonomy places the organism in Eukaryota, Metazoa, Nematoda, Chromadorea, Rhabditida, Meloidogynidae.